Molecule: messenger RNA, 3036 nt
Organism: Clonostachys rhizophaga
Lineage: Eukaryota; Fungi; Ascomycota; Sordariomycetes; Hypocreales; Bionectriaceae
Source: the annotation of a GenBank genome assembly
AUGACCCAUCUAACAGGCGGAGAUGAUGCUCUAAAUACAGGCAUCUUCAACAAAGAAGUAUCAGACUAUGAAGUGACGGCAGUUUAUAAGCAUCCUGAGGCGACAGCAGAAAUAGUGCUGGUUCAUGGCCUGAAGGGCCAUCCGAAAAAAACGUGGAGGUCAAGGAACGACGUAUUUUGGCCGACAGACUUGCUUCCAGCUUCGUUGGAGAACGAGAAGGCAAAUGUUCUCGUCUACGGCUAUAAUGCUGAUGUGUAUUCUUCUAAUAGCUCCAAAAGCCCGAGCGACAAUCAUAUCUUUCAGCAUGCCAGGAGCUUAGUGACCUCUCUCACGCAGUUUAGAAGAGGCGAAAAGACGGUAGAGCUCCCGAUCAUAUGGGUCGUGCAUAGCUUUGGGGGAAUUGUUGUCAAGAAAGCACUUUUGUUCUCACAGGAGCUGCAGCUUUUUGAGCAACAGCACUAUCGCUCACUCUUUGUUUCGACAUAUGCGAUCAUCUUUCUUGGUACCCCGCACAAUGGCUCAGAUAUCGCCAAAUGGGGUCAUGUCGUUGAGGCAGCGAUCAACAUUGCGGUCCCUCAAAAGCUCUUCGCCACAGAAUCUCGUCUAUUGAAGUCGCUCAAGAAGGACAACGGAGAGCUUCAGGAUAUCAACAGACAGUUUUCGAACAUCUGCGGGAGGUUCAAAAUGCACAUGGUCCAUGAAAAUCACAAAACUAAUAUCAAGACAACAAAGCAAAUGAUUGUGGAUUCUGAGUCUGCUUGUCCGCAGCUCCCGGGCGUUGUGUACUAUGGGAUUGAAGCCACCCAUGCGGGGAUGUGCAAAUUUGAUACUAUAAAUGCACCAGGUUUCCGCAAUAUUUCCACUGCCAUCCGAGAUUGGGUUCAUGAAGCAUCGCCUGUUGUUUCCCAGCGUUGGAUAGGAGAGCACGAAACCCGUCGCAAUACGGCCAAGAAUGAAAUCGAUGAGCGAAUGAUAUCUCUGAUGUAUCCCCAAACUCGAAGUCUACGGUCAAUAUCUUCAACCACUUAUAAGGGAUCCGAUAUCACAGGCGCUGUCAACAUCUUACCGAUGCCAGCUGAUCAAUUCGUUGGCUCUUCAAAGAUGAAACAACUCGGCAAAGAAAAUCCAAUUCUUAUCCAGACCGGGGAAGAGGUAGCGGAUUACAUGCAUGAACUCGAUGGUAAAGGUCAUGCCCUGUUAGAUACCUCCACCGCGUCAGUGAAGUAUGACGAAUAUGCUCGCAAAUGGAAACCUCAGGAAUUUCCUACAAUACAAAAUGAUAGCCACAUCGACUACUACGACCUGUACCAAGACUGCUUUGAAAUCAGAGACAGUUUGAUCGCUACCAUCAACAAGUUCCGAAAUGCGCACGGGCAAGAUCCAUUUAUUGAAUCAAGGCAAGAGACUUGGGCUGGGGUCCAAGAAGCAGUCCACCGAUUCCACGACCUGGUUCGAUCUCGAUCAGAUAGCCCGGAUGAAAUUAGCUUUGCUGAGAGGCUUAGAAAGGCAUACGACAACCCAAGUGAUGAUACCUUUGAUUUCGUCAGUUUUCUCUCAAAGUAUACGCCACCUCGAUUACUUUUGAGUUCAGUUCUCUGUGCCGGAAUAAAGACAUUACUCGCGGUAAUGAGAGUCAACAUGAACCAAGGCCACCAAUUACACAAAAUCCUUGAGAAUUUGCCCAGUAUUCUGAAUCAUCCGACUAUUUUCAUCGAGGGGCUUGGGUCAGAUGAAGAAUUUCAUCGCAAAAUUUCCGUCGUCUACAGCUGUUUGCUCAAAUUACUUCGGGUAUCUUUGAAAUUCCUUGUCGGGGGAUCAGACAGCUCAAGGAUGGACAAACUUGUUGAUCGUGUGGUGAUGUUAAAGAUGAGAGCGAACAAGCUACAUACCUAUGCUUCCAGCGCUUCUUAUCUGAAACUAAAGGAGCUGCAAGUUCUGCAAGAACGAAACCUGGUUGUAAGUAGUCUAAGCCUCAGGGCGCAAGACGAACUCAAACAAAGACUUGAUGAAACACUUCAGCGCGUAAUGGCACUGGAGGGCCUGAAGGAAAUUCUGAUCGACGACAGGAGGAGAGAUAUCGAGCAACUACUGGCUCAGUCCCCGGAGCGACCUAAACAUGAGGAUGGGGACAUAGACGAAACACAGAAAGAGGUCCCUAUACAGGUUACUCAAGAAACGGCCAUCAACACCGCUUUAUGCCAACCAUCCGAGAAUACACCAGAUGAGCGUCCAGCCAUACCGCAGAUUCUAGAGUUGCUGGAGUAUGAUCCUGAAAUUAUGCCCAGUGACUGCCACAAGCUGCUCAGGAUUCAGCCGAUGUCAGCGGGCUUAAAAAGUAGCAGGCUAUUAUAUGUGGUGAACAAUAUGCGCCUAAGAGCAUGGCUUGAGAUAGAUGAAUCAUCACUUCUACUCAUCAAUGGCGGCGGAGAUCCCUCGCCUAUCUCGGAAGUCUCGUACAUCACUGCCAGAUUGGCGGAGUCAUUCAUCUUGGUUGCACGUCCAACUCGGCAGAUCAUGACCAUGGCGUACUUCUGUGGCCAACACCGUCGUGUUGGAUCUGAUGUUUACGCGUCUCCUACAGAGAUGGGCAUGAGCCUCCUGUGUCAGCUCAUCGACACUGGCAAGGAGGUCUUUACGCCCGAGAUUGUGCUUGACGCAAUAGAUGGAUUAGAGCCAUCUGACAUGGCUACUGUAUGCAACUCGAUCGAAAGACUUUUAGCGCUCCUCGGAAGCAGCGCAGUGGUUUUCAUCGUUAUUGAAGGCCUCAACUUCUUCUCAUACCCCGCGGGUCGCCAAGCAGAAACUAAGGAGUUACUAGGCCGCCUCGUCUCUUUUCAACGGAGAACAGAAUCAGCGACGAUCAAACUUUUGUUCACGUGCCCCAGUAGGGUCUUACUGGAAGACAUGGUUACGAGCUCUGAAAUUAUGACUGUACCUCGGAGCCCACCUGACUCGGGGAUUUGGAGAGAAGGCGCUUUUAGCAAACUGUUUGAUGAGGUGUUGAGUGACCCGGAUGACAGCUCAGACGAUAACUAA